AACUACACCUCCCGACGGGCAGCGCGCGGCGGCGCCUGCGCCCUGGCACUUGUCGCCAUCUUGCCCCUUCGGAGGCACCGCAAACAAACCCAAUUCCUGGUGUCCCCUAGUCUGGGCGGAGGAGCCUUUUAGAUGAGCGCCGAAAGGCCAGGCAGGGAGGACAAGCUCUUUGGGGCUACCAAACAGAAGCAAUGCCUGUUGUGUGGCCAACCCUUUUGGAUCUCAGCAGGGAUGAAUGCAAACGAAUUCUUCGAAAACUGGAAUUGGAGGCAUAUGCUGGAGUUAUCAGUGCACUUCGGGCACAGGGGGAUCUCACCAAGGAAAAGAAAGAUCUUCUUGGAGAACUCUCAAAAGUUCUUAGCAUCUCAACAGAACGCCACCGUGCUGAAGUUCGGAGAGCAGUAAACGAUGAACGGUUAACAACAAUUGCACAUAAAAUGAAUUUAUCCUUAUAUUUGGGUGAAAGACCAAGUUACAGUAUGUCUGGACCUAAUAGCUCUUCAGAAUGGUCCAUCGAGGGUCGUCGCUUGGUGCCUCUGAUGCCCCGGCUAGUUCCCCAAACUGCCUUCACCGUGACAGCGAACGCUGUGGCCAAUGCGGCGAUCCAGCACAAUGCCUCCCUGCCAGUGCCUGCAGAAACAGGAAGCAAAGAAGUAGUGGUUUGCUAUUCCUACACAAGCACCACGUCAACCCCAACCUCUACCCCUGUUCCAAGUGGCAGCAUAGCAACGGUUAAGUCUCCAAGACCUGCCAGUCCUGCCUCCAAUGUAGUUGUCUUGCCAAGUGGAAGUACUGUGUAUGUCAAAAGUGUUAGCUGUUCAGAUGAAGAUGAAAAACCCAGAAAACGAAGGCGAACAAACUCUUCCAGCUCCUCUCCAGUUGUCCUAAAGGAAGUUCCAAAGGCUGUGGUCCCAGUCUCAAAGACCAUCACUGUGCCUGUGAGUGGCAGUCCCAAGAUGAGCAACAUCAUGCAGAGCAUUGCCAACUCCUUACCACCUCACAUGUCUCCUGUGAAAAUAACCUUUACCAAACCAUCAACCCAGACAACAAACACAACCACACAGAAGGUUAUUAUAGUGACCACAUCACCAAGUUCAACCUUCGUGCCCAACAUUCUCUCCAAAUCCCAUAACUAUGCAGCUGUCACCAAGCUUGUACCAACAUCAGUCAUUGCAUCCACAACUCAGAAGCCACCCGUUGUUAUAACUGCUUCACAGUCCUCUCUGGUCAGUAGUAGCAGCAGUGGCGGCAGCAGUUCUACUCCUUCACCCAUUCCUAGUACAGUUGCAGUAACAGCUGUGGUAUCCUCCACGCCAUCUGUGGUCAUGUCAACAGUAGCACAAGGUGUAUCUACGUCAGCAAUCAAAAUGGCAUCCACCAGACUUCCUUCCCCCAAAAGCCUCGUUAGUGCCCCCACCCAGAUUCUUGCACAGUUUCCUAAACAGCAUCAGCCAUCUCCUAAGCAGCAGGCGCAUCCAGUGCAGCCGCCAGCACAACAGCAAGUGACCCCGCCUCCCCCAGUGUCUCAGCAGCAGCCCCAGCAGCCAUCUUUGCCUCCCGGUAUCAAGCCCACCAUCCAAAUCAAGCAAGAGUCAGGUGUUAAAAUCAUCACCCAACAGGUUCAACCAAGUAAAAUUUUACCCAAGCCAGUGACUGCAACUCUGCCCACCAGUAGCAAUUCACCUAUUAUGGUGGUUAGCAGUAAUGGUGCAAUUAUGACGACUAAACUGGUAACCACUCCUACUGGCACACAGGCAACCUACACUCGACCAACAGUGAGCCCUUCCAUAGGCCGGAUGGCUGCAACCCCUGGAGCUGCAACCUAUGUAAAAACUACCAGUGGUAGCAUCAUUACAGUAGUGCCCAAAUCAUUAGCCACUUUGGGAGGCAAGAUAAUUAGCAGUAAUAUAGUUUCUGGAACGACUACCAAAAUCACUACAAUCCCAAUGACUUCCAAGCCCAAUGUAAUUGUUGUGCAAAAGACUACAGGAAAAGGAACAACCAUUCAAGGCCUCCCUGGCAAAAAUGUUGUCACAACAUUGCUAAAUGCUGGAGUAAGUAAAAGCUUGAACUGCACACUCAGCAGUCCACUGAAGAUGUUAAAGUCCAGCAAUACAGAUAUUUGCCCAAGGAUCUCAGAACCUCACAAUGGCCAGCGUAGCUUGAUUUUCCACUGCUAUGAGGGAGAAAAGACUAUUCAGACAGUGCCAACAGGAGCAAAGCCUGCUAUCAUCACUGCUACAAGACCCAUCACCAAAAUGAUUGUAACUCAGCCAAAAGGAAUAGGUUCCACAGUUCAGCCAGCAGCCAAAAUCAUCCCAACAAAAAUUGUUUAUGGGCAGCAAGGGAAAACACAGGUUCUUAUUAAACCUAAACCAGUGACCUUUCAAGCCACAGUUGUUAGUGAACAAACAAGACAAUUGGUAACAGAAACACUGCAGCAAGCAUCCAGAGUAGCCGAGGCUGGUAAUUCUUCUAUUCAGGAAGGAAAAGAAGAACCACCAAGCUACACGGAUAGUAGUUCCUCUUCUACAGAGUCUUCCCAAAGUUCCCAAGAUUCCCAGCCUGUAGUUCAUGUAAUUGCUUCCCGGCGUCAGGAUUGGUCAGAACAUGAGAUUGCAAUGGAGACUAGCCCCACCAUAAUAUAUCAGGAUGUAUCCAGUGAAUCACAAUCAGCUACUUCAACAAUCAAAGCUCUGUUAGAACUCCAACAGACAACAGUAAAGGAAAAAUUGGAGUCUAAACCAAGACAACCCACUAUUGACUUGAGUCAAAUGGCAGUGCCUAUUCAGAUGACACAGGAAAAGAGACACUCUCCUGAGAGCCCAUCAAUCGCUGUGGUAGAGUCAGAACUAGUUGCUGAGUACAUCACUGCUGAACGCACUGAUGAGGGAUCAGAGGUUGCUUUUCCCCUUCUAGUCAGCCAUCGCUCCCAGCCCCAACAGCCCUCUCAGCCUCCGCGGACUCUGCUUCAGCACGUGGCUCAGUCACAGACCGCAACACAGACCUCGGUGGUGGUGAAGUCCAUCCCCGCCUCUUCCCCGGGAGCCAUCACCCACAUCAUGCAGCAGGCAUUAAGCAGUCACACUGCUUUUACCAAACACAGCGAAGAACUUGCAACUGAGGAGGGUGAGGUUGAAGAGAUGGACACUUUAGACCCUCAGACAGGUCUGUUUUACCGAUCUGCCCUGACUCAGUCACAGUCACCUAAACAGCAGAAACUUAGCCAGCCUCAGCUGGAACAGACUCAGCUGCAAGUGAAAACUCUACAGUGCUUCCAGACUAAACAGAAGCAGACCAUCCACUUGCAGGCAGACCAGCUCCAGCACAAGCUCCCACAAAUGCCCCAGCUUUCCAUCAGGCAUCAGAAACUCACCCCUCUCCAGCAAGACCAAGCGCAGCCCAAGCCAGAUGCCCAGCACACACAGCAGCCUGGGGUGGCCAGAGACAGGCAGCUUCCGACCUUAAUGGCACAGCCCCCGCAAACUGUAGUGCAGGUGCUUGCAGUGAAAACCACCCAGCAGCUCCCCAAACUGCAGCAGGCUCCGAACCAACCAAAAAUCUACGUGCAACCCCAAACUCCCCAGAGCCAAAUGUCACUCCCGCUCCCUGCCUCGUCAGAGAAACAGCCGGCAAGCCAGGUGGAGCAACCAGUUAUAACUCAAGGACCCUCUGUUACAAAGAUAACUUUUGAGGGGCGCCAGGCCCCCACAGUCACAAAGAUAACUGGUGGCAGUUCUGUGCCUAAGCUGACAUCACCAGUUACAAGCCUGUCUCCCAUUCAGGCCUCUGAGAAGACAGCAGUGUCAGACAUUUUGAAAAUGUCUUUGAUGGAAGCUCAGAUUGACACAAAUGUAGAGCAUAUGGUAGUGGAUCCCCCAAAGAAGGCUCUUACCACUAGCAUGCUCACUGGUGAAGCAGGAUCAUUACCCUCCACCCACGUGGUGGCAGGGAUGGCGAAUUCCACUCCCCAGCAACAGAAAUGUAGAGAGUCCUGUUCAAGUCCACCUGCUGUUGGCCCUCCCCUAACAACCAGGAAAAUGGAUGCACCGGGAGUGCCUACGACAGGCCAGUUCAUGCGUGUUCAGAAUGUAGGCCAAAAGAAAGCUGAAGAGAGCCCAGCAGAAAUUAUCAUCCAGGCCAUUCCUCAGUACGCUAUUCCUUGCCACUCCAGCUCCAACGUGGUUGUGGAGCCCAGUGGGCUUCUUGAGCUGAACAACUUCACCAGUCAGCAGCUGGAUGAGGAUGAGACAGCCAUGGAGCAGGAUGUAGACAGUGGCACCGAGGAUGGACCUGAGCACAGCCCCUCGCAGAGCUCUGCGGAACAGCCCUAGCGUUGGGACGCGGCCAUGCACUUUAAAACCUGCUGGGUUACCAGUGUCCAGGGACACUUGUAUUUUGAUGUCUAUAAAAAAGCACUUUGCCCAUACUUAGGCUGUGGACCUUGAAACUGCAGUGUUUCAACAAGAUAUUGUUGCGGGAGCAACGUUUUAAACACGCUAAAAUUCACUGGGGAAUGUACCUUUUAGAAAAUUUUUAGAAAAAAGAAAGAAAAGAAAAAGAUGCACAUCUACCGAAACUUGACCUGGUAUUCUUUCUCGGUUGGACCAUAGGCCAAUAGGAAUGUUUGGUUUUGCUGUGGAAAGACUUUUCCUGUGAAUGUUUGUCAGCUCAUUUCCACUGAGCAAAAUGCCAUCAAAAUACUACAUAAGAAGAAGGAAAAUGUGAAUAGUUUGUAUUUUGAAAUGAUGUGUCAAGGAAUAAUUUUUUGAAAACCUUGUAUGUUUUUUGGAAAUCCUUGGGAGUGUUGAAUUGGUUAACAUUUUACAUUUGCUCAGUUCAUAGUUUAUAAAUAUCUAGGAAAAUACUAGCAUUAAAGAAUCCUUGCUGGAUGGUAGAAAUCAGAUCCCUAACCAGUGAAAAGUGCUUUUGGGGUGGUUUGUACAUUCUGGAUUGUAUGCUAAUUUAUUGUGUUGUUCUUUUGUGUGCUAGGCAGCACACUUGCCUUGUAUUUAUUUAAUGUAAACAUUUCAAAGCAGGCUGUAUUCCUUCUGAUACAUUUCUUGCCAACCAGGAUUGCCCUACUCUUUCUACCUUUCCCACUCCCACUUUGAGAAAAUGUACUAGAAAAUGUUUCAUUGAGAAGCAAAGGAAAAGAAACAUUUUCUGGCCCAAAGGAAAUAUUCAGUGAAGUUAUAUAAGGAAAAUGAAUUACUCAUUCAUUUUGUUUAAUGUUGAAAUUGCACAUUCAUGUUGGGCUGAGACGUUGAAAAUAACAUACGUUUUUGUUUGAGCCCCUUUGAAAUGUAUAAAAAGUUUACUAGCAGUUCUAAAUGCUUUUUAAGCAUUUUACUUUUUUAGGAUGCUGUUUAAGCAGUAUGUUUUGGUCUUAUGAUUGCUGUCUGACAAAGUGAGGAACAAGGGGUGGGCGAGUUGGAGUCAGUUUGACAAGUUGUGGCAAAGGAAACUAUACUUCCCAUUUUUAAAAGAUGUAAAUAGAAAGUUUUUAACGGUUUUAUAUAGAUUUCACUAUAAAUAAGCAUUUUAAGACUGACAAAUGUUGGAACUGUCUAUACCUAUAUCAGCAUAACUGCCCAAUUUUUUGGUGCUGAAGUACUGUAAGUAGAAUUCCUCAACAGACUCGUAGCUUUUGCAUCUCCUCCUGGGGAGAGAAGCUGGGGGGUUGCGGUGAGUCGUGCGUUCUCACUGGAGGGACGCUGACCCCCCGCACAGGCAUGCGGAAGAUGGCUCCGCUGGUUGUCAGUGUUGCUGCUGAGUGGUGGUGACGCACCCAUAGGUGGAGCUGUUGGAUAUCAUUUAUUGUACAAACUGAUGUUU
Perognathus longimembris pacificus (Pacific pocket mouse) is the source of this 5838-nucleotide messenger RNA. It is a transcript of the gene Emsy, whose product is annotated as EMSY transcriptional repressor, BRCA2 interacting. The record is from RefSeq and is a predicted model, not a curated record. Gene Ontology annotation, cellular component: nucleoplasm. The transcript has 22 exons. Gene Ontology annotation, biological process: regulation of DNA-templated transcription. The coding region runs from base 192 to 4334 and encodes 1380 amino acids. NCBI's taxonomy places the organism in Eukaryota, Metazoa, Chordata, Mammalia, Rodentia, Heteromyidae.